Messenger RNA from Thermothielavioides terrestris NRRL 8126, 1692 nucleotides. RefSeq lists its product as uncharacterized. Lineage: Eukaryota; Fungi; Ascomycota; Sordariomycetes; Sordariales; Chaetomiaceae. Bases 483 to 1385 code for a protein of 300 amino acids. Gene Ontology annotation, cellular component: endoplasmic reticulum. Gene Ontology annotation, biological process: peptidyl-proline hydroxylation to 4-hydroxy-L-proline. Gene Ontology annotation, molecular function: L-ascorbic acid binding; iron ion binding; procollagen-proline 4-dioxygenase activity. The transcript has 2 exons. The record is from RefSeq and is a predicted model, not a curated record.
AAAAAAAAAAAAAAAAAAAAAAAAAAAAGAGGUGGGGGGGGGGGGGAGGGGAUGGCAGAAGGGACUAUAGCAAGGAAGACGAGUGGCAAUAGAAGAGGGAGAGCAGUUAAGAAUGGUAGUUAGUUGAAGCAAGAAGAGAAAAUGCCAUGCCCCUAACCAAGCCCAAAUUCUCAGACAUGACAAAGCUGGGCAAAUGUGAACCCUGACCCCCAACGUCGUCUAGCCAACCUUGUGUCACACAGAAAACCAAACGUUCUCUUCUUAAACAAGUUUGGCUAUUACGUCGGAGACGAGAAGAAUGGACAAGUCUCACGGGUCAUGGGACCGAAGCGGGAUGUCCCGGAUGUGCCGGGUUUGUCGCCGGACCCCCGGUCCCCACCUUCCGGGACUUGAAUGAGACGAUGAAAUGCGCCAUCCAGGAUCACUUCCCUGUCACCUCCGUCCCUCGGCCAUCAACUUACCUCAACCCCAAUGCGCCCAACAUGUUCACCUACCUCCUCGCUCUCGUACCGAUCCUCCUUUUUUUCUCUGAUCCCAUCAGCCAACUCUUCUCCUCCUCCCCACCCAAGCUCCGCCGCCUCCCGCGUCCGCAGCUCAACGAAGAGCUUUUAGCCCUUGAGGACGCCACCUUGAACUACACCUGCCCCGACAGCUCGUACACAGUCCACGUCUUCUCUCGCGCGCCGCUCGUGCUCUACAUAGAAAACUUCCUCUCCGCCUCCGAACGCCACCAUAUACUCGAAAUAAGCGAACCGCUCUACGCCCCAUCGACGGUGACGCACGACGCGGGGCGGAGCACGGAGCGCGCGCCGGCGGUGCGCGACUCGGAGGUGGCGGUGGUGCCGCGCACGGUUCCCGUGCGGUGCGUCGAGGACCGCGCGCGCGCGCUGCAGGGCUGGCGCGCGCAGGUCUGGCUCGAGCGGCUGCGCGCGCAGCGCUACCGCGCCGGCGGGCACUACGCGCACCACUUCGACUGGAGCAGCGGGCGCGGCGGGUGGGGCCGCGUGGGCAGCUUCAUGGUGUGGGUCGCCGGCGGGGCGGGUACGGGGGAUGAUGCGGGAGCAGAGGGGGAGGGGAACGAAGGAGGGAGGGCGGCGGAAGAAGGGCUGGAAGGGGGCGGGACGGAGUUUCCUCUGUUGAGGUGGACGGGGGAUGCGAGGUGGUGCGCGUUUGUGGAGUGCGAAGAUGGUGAGAAUGGGAUGGGUGGAGGAGAAGAGAGGAAGGGGGUCGUGUUCAAGCCGGUGCCUGGGAAUGCGGUCUAUUGGGAGAACUUCAUGGCGGACGGGUCCGGGAGGGGGUAUGAGGAGACGUGGCAUGCUGGGCUGCCCGUGACGAAAGGCGUGAAGGUUGGGCUGAAUAUCUGGAGUUGGGGGCGAAUUGAGUGAGCGAGGAGAGUCAGGGGUUACGUGUGCCAAAGUAAACAUUCACGUUGCAUGCCCUAACUGGAGAUAGGAAUUCGGGCCCGUGGACCCCAAGUUGUUGUGGACACGUACGCUAUGAAACAGCGACUAUCGAUUCAGAGGGCAUGCAAUGCUGGGAAAUAAUCUGCAAGGUCGUAACGAUGUGCCGUCGCAUGUGGACGAUUGAUUGUGCUUGCGAAUUCUCGAUGACGCAAGGCGAGCGCUUCACUGAGGCUCACGAGACCAUCACCAGGCAGCGACUUGUCCCGACUGCGUCACUGCAGGGCGGCAC